AUGGCAAAAAUCUCAACAUUGCUGUCUGCCGUCUUCCUGGCUAUUGGAGGCUUUCUCUUCGGCUAUGAUAGCGGUAUCGUCACUUCCACUAUCGGCCAGACCGAAUUUAUCAAGUAUUUUUCAAACCCCAAUGACACUGUCACUGGUGGCAUCGUUUCCGCAUUCCAGGGUGGCGCAAUCCUUGGUACCAUCAUAAACAUGUUCACAGGUGAUCGGCUAGGCCGUAAGAUGUCUGUGUUUACUGGCGCUUGUAUCUCAUGCUUUGGAUGUGCUCUGCAAGCUGGCUCUGUCAACAUGACUAUGCUCAUCAUUGGUCGAUUUAUUGCUGGUGCGGCGGUUGGUAUGCUCACCUCUGUCGUACCAAUGUAUGCCGGUGAGAUGGCUGAGUCUUCGACUCGUGGCAUGAUGUCCGGUCUGUUACAGUGGAUGCUGAGCUGGGGAUACCUGGUCGCUCAGUGGCUUGGGUACGGUCUGUCAUUCACUGAAACUUCUGUUCAAUGGCGCUUUCCACUCGCUUUUCAGUGUAUCCCCGGUCUAAUCCUUGCUACUGGCGUGUGGUUCCUUAACGAAUCUCCCCGCUGGCUUAUGGAGAAGGAUCGUCACGACGAGGCUCUUGCCACACUGCAAAGGCUCCAUGGAGAUGGAACCCCGGAGAAGGAACAAUAUAUUGAGCUUGAGUUCCAAGAAAUUCGUGAAGCUAUCGAUGCUGAGCGUGCGUCGACAAAGAUUACAUGGACCUCGAUUCUCACUAAACCUUCUUGGCGCCGUCGUCUCAUCCUGGGAUGUGCUGUCCAAGCCUUUGGUCCUUUGUCUGGCAUUAAUGUCAUUAACUACUACGGCACACGCAUCUACGCAUCCCUGGGAAUUGAUACAAAGACCUCACUUAUGAUCAUCGGUAUCUCCGGAGCUCUGUCGAUUGUAUACUGUACCGGUGGUCUCUGGGCCCUGGAGCGAGUUGGUCGUAUCAAGCCUCUUAUCAUUGGAUCAGCUGGAAUGGCUCUUGCUUUGGUUUGCAAUGCCGCUAUGUCCCAGCACUAUGAUGAGAGUAAUGGCAAUGAGCUCCGUGCAAUGGUGGCCAUGAACUUUGUUUUCAGCUUCUUCUACACUUUUAUUGGUAUUAUCUCAUGGGUAUAUCCCGCUGAGAUUUUCCCAGUAGACAUUCGAAACCAAGGCAACUCGGUCACCACCUUCACAAAUUGGACCAUCAACCUGAUUUUUGCCCAAUUCUCGCCAACAGCAUUAUCCAACAUUGGAUUCCGCUACUUUUACGUUUUCUUCGUAUUCAACAUAAUCGCCAUGAUUUGCUAUAUCCUCUUCUUCCCGGAGACCAAAGGCAAGACCUUGGAACAGAUGGAUUUGCUGUUUGGUGACGCCAACGUGGUACCUUCUUCUAUUGAAAAGGUCGGCGCGGAAGUGGAACAUGCAGAGUGA
Messenger RNA from Penicillium pulvis, 1431 nucleotides. Its product is annotated as sugar porter family MFS transporter. The transcript is spliced from 3 exons. Gene Ontology annotation, biological process: transmembrane transport; carbohydrate transport. Gene Ontology annotation, cellular component: membrane. The record is from RefSeq and is a predicted model, not a curated record. Bases 1 to 1431 code for a protein of 476 amino acids. Lineage: Eukaryota; Fungi; Ascomycota; Eurotiomycetes; Eurotiales; Aspergillaceae. Gene Ontology annotation, molecular function: carbohydrate:proton symporter activity.